This is a messenger RNA of Ictalurus punctatus (channel catfish), 9172 nucleotides long. It is a transcript of the gene dgkh, whose product is annotated as diacylglycerol kinase, eta. Gene Ontology annotation, biological process: lipid phosphorylation; diacylglycerol metabolic process; intracellular signal transduction. The record is from RefSeq and is a predicted model, not a curated record. Lineage: Eukaryota; Metazoa; Chordata; Actinopteri; Siluriformes; Ictaluridae. The transcript has 28 exons. Gene Ontology annotation, molecular function: protein binding; ATP-dependent diacylglycerol kinase activity. Bases 2345 to 5605 code for a protein of 1086 amino acids.
CACAUGUGGUGUUAUUAGCACUUUUCCAUCAGUUGGUGCGGUAUGGCAUGGGAAUGGUAACAAAUCCCAGAUCUCUGUUCAUUUGCUACAUGAAAUGGAUUGUGCUGGAUUUGGUAACCUUUCUUGCGAGGGUAUAAAGAGUACCAGUCAGGUUGGAGCUAGUGCAGACUCGAUCAAGCACAAGUAGGCACAUUUGUCACACAAGCGCCACUGCGAGGAAAAAGCAUUUCUUUUUUUUUUGAUCCUCUAUUUAUUUUUUUCUAUGCGUUAUCAAUGUUUUCUGAUAAUAGUGCAUGCAGAAGGCAAUAUUGCAAGACUGUGGAUGCUGCUGAACCAUUCAGUCACAUCAGCUUCCUUUCAUUCCCUUUAAGACGUGAGUAUGUGUAGUGCAGCACAGUGAUGUUUAUAUACUGACAUACUAUUACAUUUCACUAGGGCUUUUAGAGUUUAAUGCUUGUAUAAUGUGGGAAAUGAUUAUAUCACGACCUCCAGAGAACUCCUUCUACAGUUACAGAGCAGAAUCAUGUGAGAGGAAUAGGCCACAGGUUCUCGGUCCUGUUAUGGAGAGUUUGGGAUUUAGUUUAGUAACCAUUCCGUGCCAUACCAUACUUUUCACUGCAAAAGCAGAACACAAGUUAGGAAGUCCACUAGCCGCCAUUCUUUUCCCUGUGCUGAGCCAUCUCUAAGAUAGAAUUUGGUCUAGGGGAAGUAAACAGUGAUGUGAGAUUAGACAAAAGAUUUUACAAGCUUGCACCAUGUGUAUAUACCCCCACUGCUCUUAAUGCCAUGGUGUAUAUGUGUGUAUGUGUAUGUGUGUGCGUGUGUGUGAUUGCCCUGUGGCAGACGGGUGGCGUGCUGGCCCGCUGGCAGUACCGGGUCUCACAUAGCCGCGUGUGUUGGAGGGUUCUGUCCGUCUGCUGGUCCGGUGCUCGCCUCCCACCUCCCGCUCUGGGUGCCAGCGGAUCGGAGGAAGGUUUGGUGGCGAUUCGGGUUAGCAGCAGCUGCAGCAGGAGCCACAUGACUGGCAUUGGAUAUCCAUCUCUCUACUCUCCUUAUAGCUGAGAUUACUGACUGCCAUUCACUACAUUCAUUUGGCUGGCCCGUACACUCUGGCAUCAUUUAGAAUGCCUGUUCUCCCCAUUGUGCCUGAGCUGGGAUGUGAGCUGUGCAAUGGUUGAGAACAUCAUAUCAUCGCUGUCGUCAUGUCCACAUAAGCAAUAGAAGAGAAGUGUUGUGGAGAUUUGGGCCUUGUGUGUCACUGUUCUUUGUCUGAAAGGAGAGACUGUUUAAACUAAUCUCAAAUCUGCAUCCACUCUGUGUGACGCCCCCAACACGAAGAGGCUAAAGACAGUCAGCCAUUCAGUGUGUCCUCGCUGUCGCCACCAUUUAUGUCAUUCAUACGGAAAUAUCAGCGUCCUGCAUUGACCCACGUGUUAAGGAUGGCAUUCAAACACCGUCUCGUAUUCUGAAUAUGAAAGAGAGGCUUUUCAAAACCACCAUUUCAAAGGAUUUGCAAUUUUAAAAAAAAAAAGAAAAAAAAAAACAACUUUUCUCCCUAACAUAAAUGUUCUGAUUACACGUAGAAGGAGCCAUGAUUGUGUAUGUGAAAGAGAGGAGAGUCCUAACAGUGACCUCACAGGCACAAAUGAAGUUGCUGAGCAUCUGGGAGGGCUCUGUUUGUGUUGGCAUAACACCCUGCUCUCCAACAGAUAUUGCAGACCUAGUCCAGCCAGCCAACAUUGCACCAGCAUUCUCCCUACUAGAUGCAAGCCAAGACUGCAGAUCAUAUCAUAAACAGGAUGUCACACUGCUUACACUUCCCAAGUACACAGUCAUCACUUAGUCAAAUAUCUGCCAGUCAGCACUUGAAUGCAGAUUAGGUACUGUAAAGUGAUCUGGUCUUAAUUGCAAGCCUUUGCUUUGACCUUUCCUGUGGUUCCUUGUUGUCUCGUGGAGAUUUCUGAGCUGCUCUGAAGCAUAAUGUAGCAUAGUGAAUCACUGAAGGUUGUGUGAAUGCCCACAUGUCUCAUGCUCGUUCUGUUCAUUGCUUUCCUUCCGCCCUUCAAGCCUCCACCACUGUUAGGAAGACUCCUGUGUAUGAACUCACGCUGUAAAAUCAUGUACAUACAUGCCCAUGAAGAGGAUAAGAAUAAAGCACAUUAAGGACUUUGCUGCAUUCACUCUGACAAGCUACAGCUUUCAGUGAAUCCAGUCCCUUAUCUUUGACGAGGUGGACCUCUCAGAUGCCAGUGUUGCCGAAUCAAGCACAAAGAAUGUCAACAACAGUUUCACGGUAAUUACUCCGUUUCGAAGGCUCAUCCUCUGUGCGGAGAACAGAAAAGAGAUGGAGGACUGGAUCAGUUCUUUGAAAUCGGUUCAGUCUAGAGAGCAUUACGAGACGGCACAGUUUAAUGUGGAACAUUUCUCAGGGAUGCACAACUGGUAUGCCUGCUCCCAUGCUCGCCCCACCUUCUGCAACGUCUGCCGUGACAGCCUCUCAGGGGUGACUUCUCAUGGCCUCUCCUGUGAAGUAUGUAAAUUUAAAGCUCACAAAAGGUGUGCCGUCAGGGCCACUAACAACUGUAAAUGGACCACGCUGGCAUCUAUUGGGAGAGACAUCAUUGAGGAUGAGGAUGGGAUUGCAAUGCCGCAUCAGUGGCUUGAGGGCAACCUUCCAGUCAGUGCCAAGUGUGCUGUGUGUGACAAAACGUGCGGUAGCGUGCUGCGCUUGCAAGACUGGCGCUGUCUAUGGUGCAAAGCUAUGGUACACACAGCCUGUAUGGACCUCUACCCUCGCAAGUGUCCUCUUGGCCAGUGCAAAGUGUCCAUCAUCCCUCCUACUGCCCUCAACAGUAUUGACUCUGACGGCUUUUGGAAAGCCACUUGUCCUCCAUCAUGUGCCAGCCCACUUCUCGUUUUUGUUAAUUCCAAAAGUGGAGACAACCAAGGAGUGAAAUUUCUGCGCCGAUUUAAACAGCUACUCAACCCCGCUCAGGUCUUUGACCUAAUCAAUGGUGGACCACAUUUAGGGCUACGCUUAUUUCAGAAGUUUGAUAACUUCCGAAUCCUUGUCUGUGGCGGAGAUGGCAGUGUCGGCUGGGUCCUGUCUGAAAUUGAUAAACUCAGUCUUCACAAACAGUGCCAGCUGGGUGUGUUGCCUCUGGGCACGGGAAACGAUCUGGCACGUGUGCUCGGCUGGGGGCCGUCGUGUGAUGAUGACACACAGCUCCCUCAGAUACUGGAGAAACUGGAGCGAGCCAGCACUAAGAUGCUGGAUAGGUGGAGUAUAAUGACGUAUGAGAUUAAAAUACCUCCCAAACACAGUGGUCCAGUCACACCUGAGGACACAGAGGACUGCCAGUUUCAGAUAUCAGAUUAUGAGGAUUCAGUUGCUGCUCAUCUCACAAAGAUCCUAAACUCAGAUCAGAACUCUGUGGUCAUAUCCUCAGCAAAGAUCCUGUGUGAAACAGUGAAGGACUUUGUUGCCAAAGUUGGGAAGUCCUAUGAAAAGGGCAGUGAGAACACAGAGGAAGCUGAAAGCAUGUCAGUGAAGUGUGCAGUCCUGAAUGAGAAGCUGGAUUCACUCCUGCAGACCCUGAACACAGAGGCUCAGGCGAUGAGUCCUCCUUCUCUCACCACUCCCCCUAUUGUAGAAGAGGAGCUGGAGGAAGAGGAGCUGGAGGAGGAGGAUCUCAGUGAGGAGUCUCUGACAGAGCUGAAGGAGAAGAUGGAGGAGAACAUAACGGAGAAGGACUCUCCACACAAGCUUUUCAGGCCACGUGAGCAGCUCAUGCUGCGUGCAAACAGCCUGAAGAAAGCGGUCAGACAGAUCAUCGAGCAGGCUGAGAAAAUGGUGGACGAACAGAAUGCUCAUACAGACGAACAGGACCUGCAGUCUCCUACAGACACCAAAAAGGACAUGGAGGAGGAAAACAAGGACAAUGAGAAGGAUGAGGACACUAAAGAACUGGAGAGUCUGCCAUCAGCAAAGUCACCCUGUUCACCUACCGAGAGGCGUGUGAGUCGCAGCACACAGUCCUGUGGCUCUUUUUCCAUUCCUCCCUUCACCACGAGUAAAGAGAACCUGCCUGUCCUCAACACUCGCAUCAUCUGUCCAGGCUUGCGUGCAGGCCUUGCUGCCUCCAUAGCUGGAAGCUCAAUCAUCAGCAAGAUGUUACUUGCCAACAUUGACCCGUUUGGAGCCACACCUUUCAUUGACCCUGACACAGAUUUAUUAGAGGGGUAUAUGGAGAAGUGUGUCAUGAACAAUUACUUUGGGAUUGGCUUGGACGCCAAGAUCUCACUGGAGUUUAACAACAAACGUGAAGAACAUCCUGAGAAAUGCCGGAGUCGCACCAAAAAUAUGAUGUGGUACGGAGUCUUAGGCACUAAGGAGCUACUGCAAAGAACCUACAAGAACUUGGAGCAAAAAGUGCAGUUAGAGUGUGAUGGACAGUACAUCCCGCUCCCCAGUCUCCAGGGAAUUGCUGUGCUGAACAUCCCCAGCUAUGCAGGAGGAACCAACUUCUGGGGUGGGACCAAAGAAGAUGAUAUAUUCUGUGCUCCAUCAUUUGAUGAUAAAAUCUUGGAGGUAGUGGCUGUGUUUGGGAGUAUGCAAAUGGCAGUGUCCAGAGUGAUCAAGCUCCAGCACCACCGUAUUGCACAGUGCCGCACGGUGAAGAUUACCAUCUUGGGGGAUGAAGGAAUGCCUAUUCAAGUGGAUGGAGAAGCCUGGAUCCAGCCUCCUGGAGUGAUUAAGAUCCAGCACAAGAAUAGAGCCCAGAUGCUGACCAGAGAUAGGGCAUUUGAGAACACGCUAAAGUCUUGGGAGGACAAGUUGAAGUAUGACAAGCCUCCACUGAGGCCACACCUGUACUCUCAGCACUCUGUUGAUCUUGCCACUGAGGAAGAAGCCGCACUUGUCCAGAUGUGUGCACGUGCAGCAGAGGAGCUAAUCACCAGGAUCUGUGAGGCAGCCAAGACAAAUGGGCUCCUAGAACAAGAACUUGCUCAUGCUGUAAAUGCUGCAUCUCACGCCAUCAACAAAACUCACCCCAAGUUCCCUGAGAGUCUGACCAGGAACACAGCCAUUGAGGUGACCAGCACAGUGAAGGCCCUGCACAAUGAGACUGAGUCACUUCUAGUGGGACGAGUGUCAUUGCAACUGGACCCUCCUGAUGAGGAGUUAUUGUCCAGUGCUUUGCAGUGUGUUGAGGUGGAGUUGGGCAAGCUGACUGAAAUCCCGUGGCUUUACCACAUUCUCCAGCCCAACGAUGAGGAGGACCACUCCCUGGAGUAUGGCAAGAGAAACAGCCGAAGUGGCAUGUUCCGUAUUGUGCCAAAGUUCAAGAAAGAGAAAGCACUGAAGAAGUCCAGCCCACAGUCAGUUCAGAGGUGGGGCACUGAGGAGGUGGGCGCCUGGCUGGAGCAGCUCAGCUUGGGGGAAUACAAAGACACCUUCAUCCGCCACGACAUCCGCGGCUCUGAGCUCCUACACCUGGAGAGGAGGGACCUGAAGGAUCUGGGGAUCUCGAAGGUGGGUCAUAUGAAGAGAAUUCUCCAGGGAACUAAAGAGCUGGCUAAGAGCGCCAUGGUGGACCUGUGAAGCUCGAGGAAUCCUUUCCCUGACGAGAAGUGAACAUUUAACAGAGCUGCAUUGUCUGGAUGAGCUCGGUAAUGAGGGGUUUCCUCCCCAUGAUUUAGCAUAGCUUUAGAGUACCUGCGAAUGUGUUGUUUUAGUAUGAGUGCUGGUGCCAAAAGAAUUGUAGUGGUCGAAUAUUUUCAGGUGGUUGUUAGAUUUACAAAAAAAGCCAUUUCUUAUUGCAUUGAUGGCACAAUCAGGUAUGCAACUCUCAUUGCAGAGGCAACUUCUGGCAUCUUAAAAAGAGUCAAGUAGCAAAACAGGACUUCCAUAAAGUGUUCACUGUGGGUGAAGCAAGGCCGGGUAAUAGCUCGCUGGCAUUUCGCCUUGUGGUGGAUGGCUACAAUAGGAUGGAGAUGUGAUGUGUCAGCAAUAUUCUUCUUUCGACAGCACUGUUUACAUUUUAAGGAGACAGGAAAAUGGCUGCUGAAGAGCUGCACUCGAAUUGCAAUCAUAGCAAAUGGUUUUUCAGUCCAGAAAGAAAGUCGAGUAAGGGGUUUCCUGAAGCAGUGACAUUCUGAUGCAUGGUGAAUUUGCUUGAUUUUGGAUAUCUAUUUCACUGCAUGAUUCGUGUCGUUUUUUUAUUGUACAAACUAACACUUGAACAAGUUUUAUAUGACUUUAGUAUGAUACCAUUUGUUACUACUGAAGCAUCCCUGUGGUCUUAUUAGACUGCUGUUUCAUUUCUAUAUAUUGGUUUGCAUGAGACUUCUGUGUCAAAGAGCAGUGUCAUGUAUCAUAUUUAUUGUAAAAGUGUGCUUUAUUGUAGGAAGAUUAUGAUUUAUAUUCGAUUAGGACAUUGAGUAACAGAGAAAUAUCAGUUCUUUAAAAUAUCAGUAAGGAAGAAUACAUCACAAUGUAUACAUACAAUACAAGAGACUACAAAAGUGAAUGUGCCCCAUGCAUUUUCUUGAAAUCCUUUUCUUUAGUUUGCAUUAGAAUGCAAAUGUUUAAGAAAAAACAUAAUUUUAAGUAUCGGAAUAUUAGUGUGGAAGUUCUUAUUAGAUUUAUGAAAUAAUGGAGUCACUUUUCUGCGUUUUGACUGUAGACCUAUUUGGAACAUUUAGAUAUUUUUCCUUGCAAUAAGAAUCUUGUGUUGGUCAUAAGAUAUUGCAGUUGAUCUGCAGCUUUGCAUAAGUUUCUCAUAAUUGUCAUUCCUCAAAAUAGGGAUAAAGUAUAUGUUUGAUAAGAUACCCAGAACUAAAUUGCAUUAAGUCGAUGGCAUUACAGGGUAUACAAGUAUAAGUGAGGUUUUUGUUGGUUAAUAUAUGCACUGUAAAUAUGUUGAAACAGUCUCUACUGUUAAUUCCAGUUGUAAGGAAACGGUUUGUAUAGAUUAAUGCUAACACGUUAUGUAGAGCUUACACAUCAUAAUACAGAUGUGAUCUAUAAUAAUGUUUAGUAAUCACCUUUAUAUGUUAAGUGCUGUUGUAUUCUAUUGAAGGUGCAAUAUUGUAUUUAUUUUGAUACAUUUUCUUCUCUAUGAAGCUUUAUUAUGUGAUUUUUUUUUCAUGGAAAACAAGAAAUCAAUUCAUGCACUCGUGUUAUUUUAGUUAUUUUAGUUUAAGGUGAGCUCGUGGACAUGCCAUAUUCUCUCCAAAUUCAUAAAAUCUUCUUUAAGCAAGUUGUUGGUUCUCUCUCUAUUCAAUUGUGCUUCCAGGAUAAUUCGCUAAACAUCUGGAUGUUCUAUUAGACAUAUACUAUGAAACUAGCAGAAUUGCCUGCUGUGCCUCUUUUAUUUUCAUUAUAAUGGAGAUUUUCCCCCUCCCUUCAUCAAGUCCUGUCAUUUAUUUACAACUUUAUGUAGAUUUCGCUUGUGGUUUGUGUCAUAUCAAAAUUUCCCUCUAGGGGGUGGCAGAGUACUGAAUGUGGGUUUGGUAAAAAAAAAAUUAAAUAAAUAAAUAAAUUACAAACGUGGCUCCCAGCGAAAUACUUAAUAAUAAUAGAAUAAUAUAUUUAUUCUCUAAAUUUUUUAAUGAAAAUAUUAGUAUCCAUUAAAUAACUUUGCACUCUGUAUAAAGAAAUUUGCGUGAACUAUAUAGAAAAAAAAAAUCCGAAUGUUCAAUAAUAAUACAGCUGGAUAUUAAAUAAAAAAAAAUUGGCCAUACAUUUGACCACAGAUUAGAUAGCUGGCUUCCUCUUAUGAGCUAACUUUUAAACAAACUGUGCUAUAUUUUGUUAGUGGACAGGUUUUAUUAGGAGAAAUGGGAGGAAUGUGGUUCUAAUUUUAACCAACAUGGUUAUUUUUGGAUUAUAUAAACUUUCACACUACACUCUUAGAAAAAAGGGUUCCUCAAGGAUUCUUUAGCUUUCUAAAGGUUUUCUACUCUGAACUUUUUAAAGGGAACCCCUUUUUUGUAGGUUUCUGUGUAGAGCCACCAAGGUCAAACCGAAGAACUCUUUAGGGUGCUAAUGGAACCUAAUUGAAUUUUUUUUCAAAGAAUGUCACAUGUAAUAAUAGUGAAUGUAGUGUCAUUCUCAUCAUUUUAUUUUCACUCUUCAUAAACAGAUAUGCAUUGCCUUGGAAAGGAGUCAAAGACCAUGAGAAAGUGAUUUAACCCGCACUGAUCUAGAGUCAUUGCCAAUGAUGCAAGUACUUAAUCGUGCAUUUCUUUCUAGAAGCUACUACAGUGCAGUUUUAACAAUGUGCAGUGCCAUACAUGCUAACUGUUAAAAAACUGAGAUAAUUGUAAUGGUUUCAUGACCUGACUAUAGCACCUUUGCAAUUUAGGGAAUUGAUAGCUCCUGAAAAAAGUACUGAAAAAUUUGGCCUUAGAUAUUUACCAUUUCUAAAAUGUAGCAGGUUAACUGACCUCAGAAUAACAGUGCCUCAUAUGUGGUUUAAUUUGCAUUCAUUUCCCCAAGUGCAGUCUUCCUCUCAAACUGCCGUUAAUUCGUCUGCACGUGUUCAUGUAUAUCUGUCUCUGAACAAGCUCUCAAGACUGUAUCCACGAGACUAAGUGUGUUUUUGAUAAGACUUGAGGCUCAUGUGAGCUUGGGCUUACCUAUAGAUGGUGUACAUAAAGCUGUAUACUGCCUGAUUUUUUUCAAAACCAAUUCACAGAAAUUUUUAGAGCAGGAUGGCUCUAGAGCAUAUCGCUGACAUGAUCUUAUUAUGAGAAGUGCGAUGUGAGUUUCAUUUGUUUACAUUGUGUUUACAAUGGCACAGUUUAAUUUGUAAAACUAUGUGUAAAGCUAUAUACAACAUUUGCAUAUUUAUUAAGGUUAAACAAAUUAUGUGUAUGUGUUUUCACCAUUGGGAUAUAAUGUUACAGUAGUCCCUUGUAUUGAUAUCUGGAUGAUCUUUUGGUAAAGUAGUUGGUAAUUUUUAUGACUACUAAGUGACUGUUUUCUGUGCCUUUUUAUCGUAGGUGCAUGAUUAACUAUUUAUUACAAUAUGAAAGUCACUGAGAUGUGUAUUUUUGUAUCCUGAUUGAAUAAAUGUCUCAAUUUUGUUGUACAUUUUGAAGUGGUAAAAUGGUGCCACUUAAUAUCCUACUUCUUCAAUAAAAACUGAAUGCAUACACAAUG